Molecule: messenger RNA, 563 nt
Organism: Mytilinidion resinicola
Lineage: Eukaryota; Fungi; Ascomycota; Dothideomycetes; Mytilinidiales; Mytilinidiaceae
Exons: 3
Coding region: 267-563 (98 amino acids)
Source: RefSeq, a predicted model, not a curated record
AACGACUUCGUCCCGUCCCUCAUCAUGCGUGUCAUCAUUUAGGACGGGUGCCUAUACUGACUGUGAUCCUUCGCGCCUGACGUGUCAUCUUACAUGUCUGUCACGACCAAUUGAGCAGACUGGAGCUAUUUUUGGCGGUUUCUAGCUGCUGAAGCCGAAGGUGAGAUCAGGAACGUAUAUAAACGCAUUGCCCAUUAACUCUAGCUACAUUCACUCUGCACAAUCUUUCUAGUUAGGCCGAUUUAGCUUCCAUCAAUACUAACGACAUGUCUUCUUCAAACGAGGUAGCGUCUCUCGCCUCAAGCAACUCAAAGACAUUGGGAGCCUCCUUCCCCGUCAUCACCCUACCGUCGGGCAUCAAGGUGCCAACAGGAACUGUCGACAGCAACAAGACAAAAGAGGACGAAGAAGAGCUGAAAGGCUUAGCUGAGCAAAUGAAGGCCGCGCUCCCGGUACUUAAGAAGGUUGGGAUGUUCGACUUGUUCACUCCUGACGAGUGGGUGCAAGGCAAAAGUCCCGGGAGAAAGUUGGUUGGGGAAGAGGCUAAGAAGUUGGAACUCUAG